AUGAGGGAGGAGGCGGAGCCCAGCUGGUUCGCGCGCAGCGGCGGCGAGGAGCAGCAGCUCCCGCGGCCGGACGAGCUGAUGCCGCUCACGCAGACGCUCAUCACGCCCGAUCUCGCCGUCGCCUUCGACAUCGCCACGCACGGCGGCGGCGCGGGGGCGGGUGCGGGCGCCGGCGCCUGCGCAGGCGGCGGGCCCGACAUCAACGGCGGCGGAGGAGGCGUGUCGUCGGCCGCGGGCUCCAGCGGCGGCGGGGGCGCCGGCGCCGGCGACGAGCCGGCGCGGACGCUCAAGCGCCCGCGCCUCGUGUGGACGCCGCAGCUGCACAAGCGCUUCGUCGACGCCGUGGCGCACCUCGGCAUCAAGAACGCCGUGCCCAAGACCAUAAUGCAGCUGAUGAGCGUCGACGGCCUCACGCGCGAGAACGUCGCGUCCCACCUCCAGAAGUACCGCCUCUACCUCAAGCGCAUGCAGGGGCUCGGCGGCGGAGGGGGAGGCGGAGGCGGCGCGGGGGGAAGCCACUCCUCCGGCUCCGGCAUCGACGCCGCCACCGAGCACCUCUUUGCCACGGAGCCCGUCCCCUUCCUCCCGCCGGGCCACGGCCACCGCGCGCCCGUCAACACCUACCCGCCCUUCUCCCCCAUGGGCGGCGCCGCGCACCACCACCACCAGCACCACGCGCCGCAGAUCGGUCACUUCCACCACCCCGCCGCCGCGCGCCCACUCGGCCACCACUACGGUGGCGCCGCCGCUGGCGCCGGUUUCGACCACGGCGGCUUCCUGAGCCGCGUCGCCGCGCCGCCCGUCGUCGGCCCGCCCGGGAUGCACCACCACCGCAUGGUCGGCGCCGGCGCCGGGAUGGGGAUGGGGAUGAUGGCGCCCGCCUCCUUCGCCGACGAGAUGGACCUCGGAUCCCGAGGCGCUGUCGGCAGCGGCGGCCGCCGCGAGCUCACGCUGUUCCCGACGUCCGGGGACCACUGA
Miscanthus lutarioriparius is the source of this 978-nucleotide messenger RNA. The record is from the annotation of a GenBank genome assembly. NCBI's taxonomy places the organism in Eukaryota, Viridiplantae, Streptophyta, Magnoliopsida, Poales, Poaceae.